AUGGACGAAACUUUGAAGACAAAGAAGUUCACUUCAUGUGGAUUACCACCUGAUAACUCACAAGGGGAAAAUGGAAACUCAACAAUCGUUCAUACCAAAUCCUAUUUUACCGGACAUCUAGUUUACAGUUUCGAUAUAGAAAUUGAAACAGUCUGUGAUCCGUCUUUUUGUUUUGGUUUAAGAUGUGAUAAAUGUGUGACCGACCACACGACAACACUGUACUCCAAAACAGAUACAUCAAUACCCUUUUCCGAUAGUACUAUAUACAUAGGACCUGAUGAAACCACAGCUCCGUUGUCAAUAAAUAUAACAAGUGGUCACAUAACAGCGACAUCACCAAUAAUUACAACUGUAAACCAGUCAGUUUUGGAGGCUGGCAGUGAUGAAAUAAUAGCAAUGAUAUCGUCUGUUGUCGGUUUUGUUUUUCUUGUAGGUAUACUGCUUAGUAUUGCGUACAAAUAUAAAAGCAAAAACCAAUUACGCAAUGAACAAACAAUACAGGCGACAGAACAACCGCCACCAUCAAUAUGGCUUCAUUCACCAGCAGUCAAUGAUCAAGAAUGCUUAGAAAACCGUACACAAUUCAAUGUGUCUAACAAUAAAAUUGAUCAAGCCAAACUUACGCAAGAAGGUGCCUUGCUUGAAGAACAUCAACAAUAUGAAAAAAAGAAGCCUAGUUUAGAAAAUGAGUCAAAACAGGGAGAUAAUCAAAUCUUCCUAACAGAUCAUGAUAAGAAAAAACGAAAGAAACACAAGAAACAAAAAUCAGAUACGAAAAAGGAGAAACUUAAGAAACGUGGGAAGAAAUUAAAAGAUAAGAACAGUUCAGAACACAGUUCUUUUAAGAUUGACAUGGAUGAAAAACAAACGUCACCACAUCUAAACGGUAGAUCGGCGAUUGAAAAUACCAGUAGUGUCAAUAAAGAGACCCAGGACAAAAGUUCCGCAUACGGUAUCGAACAACAAAACAACAAAGGAUAUCCAGACAUUAAUGACGUUAAGGACAAAUCACAUAUACCAGCAACAACAUUAUUUACAUAUAAGACAUUACAACCUUUUUCCAAUCAACCAUCACAUUCGUCUUAUCAAGUUUUAAAUGUAGACAGUCCACCAUUCAUUCCUACUAGUUCACCCGAAAUUGUACAGACAAGUUAUGUCGCCCCGUCAUUGCCACAGUCAAAUGAUGCCGCUCGAAUUUUAACAGAGACAAGCCAAAUUGCCACAUCAAUUCCCACGUCAAGCUAUGCUGUCUCGUCAGCUAUAUCCAGCAAUCACCGUUUGCCAAAAUUAACGUUACCUACAUUUAAUGGCAAUAUAUUAGAAUGGCCAAGCUUUUGGGAUUCGUACGAAUCAGCAGUUCAUUACAACCCAACAUUGACAGAUGUUCAAAAGUUUAAUUAUUUGAACGCCCAAUUAGAAAACGAAGCCGCUCAGACAAUUGCCGGAUUUUCUCUAACUAACGCUAAUUAUGCCGAAGCCGUUAAUGUUCUGAUAGAGAGAUUUGGACAGACUCAUAAAAUCACACAAGCACACCUACAAGCACUGCUUGAUAUUACGCCACCCCGAGAUGACCUCAUAAGCCUGAGAAUGUUUUAUGACAAAAUGGAGAGUUUAGUUAGAGGACUUGAAUCGCUAGGACAGACACAGGACUCAUACGGUAAUUUAUUAGUUCCGAUUAUAAUCAACAAACUGCCCGGAGAAAUCAGAAAGCAUCUCGCGCGGGAGCAUGGUACGACAAGUUGA
Messenger RNA from Mytilus trossulus (common blue mussel), 1743 nucleotides. RefSeq lists its product as uncharacterized. Lineage: Eukaryota; Metazoa; Mollusca; Bivalvia; Mytilida; Mytilidae. The record is from RefSeq and is a predicted model, not a curated record. The coding region runs from base 1 to 1743 and encodes 580 amino acids. The transcript is spliced from 6 exons.